This is a messenger RNA of Capsella rubella, 1893 nucleotides long. Its product is annotated as protein NRT1/ PTR FAMILY 5.6. The record is from RefSeq and is a predicted model, not a curated record. Gene Ontology annotation, molecular function: dipeptide transmembrane transporter activity; tripeptide transmembrane transporter activity. The transcript has 4 exons. The coding region runs from base 50 to 1801 and encodes 583 amino acids. Gene Ontology annotation, cellular component: membrane. Gene Ontology annotation, biological process: transmembrane transport; dipeptide transport. NCBI's taxonomy places the organism in Eukaryota, Viridiplantae, Streptophyta, Magnoliopsida, Brassicales, Brassicaceae.
GAAUCAAAUCUCUCGUGUGGUGUGUUUUGUCGACUAAAGUUUUGAAUACAUGGAGCAUAAGAAGAUCGGUGCAGAACGUCAAGAUUCGUACGAUGAUCAACAGAAAUGGGUUUUUGAUUCAUCUCUCGAUAGCAGAGGACGUAUUCCUCUUCGAGCUCGAACUGGCGCUUGGAGGGCUGCACUCUUCAUCAUCGCAAUCGAGUUCAGCGAGAGACUGAGUUACUUUGGAUUAGCUACGAACUUGGUUGUCUACCUAACAACAAUUCUCCACCAAGAUCUCAAGACGGCUAUAAGAAAUGUGAACUACUGGUCAGGUGUCACUACUUUAAUGCCACUUCUUGGAGGCUUUGUAGCUGACGCUUAUCUCGGCCGUUACGCUACUAUCUUGGUUGCAACCACCAUUUAUCUUAUGGGUUUGGUUCUCUUAACAAUGUCCUGGUUCAUACCGGGCUUGAAACCUUGUCACAAAGAGAUGUGCGUUGAACCAAGGGAAGCGCACGAAAUAGCCUUCUUCACUGCCAUUUACUUGAUCUCCAUAGGGACUGGAGGUCAUAAGCCUUCCCUUGAGAGCUUUGGUGCUGACCAAUUCGACGAUGAUCAUGUUGAAGAAAGAAAGAUGAAGAUGUCUUUCUUUAACUGGUGGAACGUCAGCCUAUGUGCUGGUAUUCUAACGGCUGUGACGUCUGUUGUCUAUAUCGAAGACCGGGUUGGUUGGGGUGUUGCUGGCAUCAUACUAACUGCAAUCAUGGCUAUAUCACUUCUCAUCUUCCUCUGUGGAAAACCAUUCUAUCGUCACCGGACACCUUCUGGUAGCCCUUUGACCCCAAUGUUACAGGUCUUUGUUGCUGCCAUUGCCAAAAGAAAUCUACCUUAUCCUUCUGAUCCUUCUCUGCUUCACGAAGUUUCCAAAACAGAGUUUAUAACUGGUCGGCUUCUCUGCCACACAGAGCAUCUUAAAUUUCUUGACAAGGCAGCAAUAAUAGAAGACAACAACCCUCUGGCCUUAGAGAAACAGAGUCCAUGGAGACUCGUAACGUUGACAAAAGUAGAAGAAACGAAGCUGAUCAUCAACGUGAUUCCCAUAUGGCUCUCUACGCUGGCCUUUGGCAUCUGUGCGACACAAACUUCGACCUUCUUCAUUAAACAAGCAGUCACCAUGGACAGACACAUCGCUGGCUUCACACUUCCUCCAGCUUCCAUGUUCUCUCUCACCGCACUCACACUGAUCAUCUCAAUCACCAUCUACGAGAAACUCCUCAUUCCCUUGCUAAGACGCAUCACACGUAAUCAAAGAGGCAUCAACAUUCUCCAAAGAAUCGGGACCGGUAUGCUUUUCUCCCUCAUCACCAUGAUCAUUGCAGCUCUAGUUGAGAAACAACGAUUGAACCGUACCAUUAACAACAAGCCGGCCAUGAGUGUGAUAUGGCUAGCUCCUCAGUUCAUAAUCAUCGGCAUUGCGGAUGCCUUCACACUCGUUGGACUCCAAGAGUACUUCUACGAACAAGUCCCUGAUUCCAUGAGAAGCUUAGGUAUAGCGUUUUACCUAAGUGUGAUAGGCGCGGCUAGCUUCUUAAACAAUCUCCUGAUCACAGCCGUUGAUACUCUCGCCGAGGAUUUCUCGGGAAAGAGUUGGUUCGGAAAGGACCUGAACAGCAGCCGCUUGGACCGGUUCUACUGGUUUCUCGCCGGUGUAACCGCUGCCAAUAUAUGUGUCUUUAUGGUUGUAGCAAAGAGAUGCCCUUACAAAAGUGUGCAGCCAACAAGCCAAGGUUCUACUGAUUCGUCCGUCUCAGUCGCCUAAAUCAAUAAGACAUGCAAUACAAAAGUAUAUGUCAUUAAGUUUUGACAUUAAAACAAAAAUUAAAGAAUGUCGCAUUUAAGUUAAAGUUAAUA